UUCUGCGAGAGCGGCGCCGCGUUCGGGCGCGUUUCUGCGCAAUUGAGAUCCGGCCCGGCGGCCACCCGUCCAGGUGUACACAGCAUCCCUCGCGAGGGCAGCAGUGGCACACGGUGAACUGCGUGCGUUCGUGUCGCGCGCCGUUCGUCCCGUGCGUGUCCGCGCGCCGAGCCAGUGAGAUCGCGUAGCCGGCGGCCGCCUCGGCCAUGGUGACGCCGACGCCGGCGUCGAAGCUAUCCAGGCCCUCAGCGCCGACAUCACGUGCGCGUUCAUAGGAUUAUUCGUCUCUCUCUGAGCCCAGCAUCGCCAUGGUCGAACAGCCUGCGGGCUAUCGCGGCGAGCGCGACGGCUUCCUUCGGGAUCUCCGGCACUUCCACGAGACCAGAAGGACGCCGUUUCGUCAUCUGCCCAAGUUGAAUGGACGCGAAGUGGACCUCUACAUGCUGUACACCCUUUGCACCGAGCAGGGCGGAUGGAUAAAGGUGAAUUCGAGAAAUUCCUGGCCUGAGUUUUUCGAGCCAUUGGAGAUACCCGACAACUGCGUCAACGCCAGCAUAGCAUUGAAACAAAUUUACCUAAGGUUCCUCGCACGAUGGGAGAAGGUGCACUUUCUCGGCGAGGAGGGUGACCGUGUCAGCGACGACGAUGAGGAGUCGCGACACAAACGGGGAUCUUCGAAACUUCUACACGCAGUGCCAUCGCAUUACAAUUAUCAUCAGCACAAUAUUGCAGAAUCGGCGAGAGAAUACAACAACUUGUCGACAAAUCUGUACAAACCAUCGGACUACGACCGCCUCGGCUUGUCGUUGCUCUCGCCACUGCCCAACGAGCAGGAUUUUGCAAUCAAUGUGUGCACGCUACUCUCGAACGACGGCAAACACACGCUGAAGCUGGAAAAACACCCAAUCCUAUUGGAUUACCUCCUCGCUCAUGCAGGGGUAUUCAAUCAUAGCUCUCUACGAAAUGUCCUCGCGGAUAGUUACGGUAACAUCCGCAAGCAGAAUAUCGGUGGCUUCUGGCGGGACACGUUGGAUACCGAGGAGUUCCUGGAUCUCACCAACGAGAAUCUAUACCUGCGCGAAGCUACACGCCGCCGCCAUAAGGAUAUUGUGCCCAUCGUAGACCUCACGCGCUUUCAGGACUUUGCUGUUGGCGAUGUCGAUCUGGAUCUCGAAUUGGAGUUUCCGGGUGCACUGCGUGAUAUAAUCGAUGCGGACCUCUUCGACGAGCAAGGCCCGCAUGCAUCAUCUACCACGACGACAAGAACGGACGUUAACGGUAGUGGGGGUGGUGUGUGUGGCGCGAAUGAGUGUACGAACAACGGUGGUGCGAACAGUGCGCCGAAAGGCAAACGCGUUAAGUUAAAACUGAGCACGGACUCGACCGAUCGUGAAUUGUUUAACCUCGGCCGCAAUCUCGGUACACGUGACUACAUGGGCCAGCGUGUGCUGCAGGUGGCGACCAUCCUGCGCAACCUGAGCUUCUUCGACGAGAACGUGCCGGUGCUGGUGCGUAAUACAACUUUUGUUCGGUUUACAUUGCUGUGCGCGUGCUCCAAGUGGAAUCAGUUGAUGAAUCUUGGAUUGGAGAUGCUCGGUAAUCUCGCCGCUGAGUUUCUCGUGCGCGAUGUUGAUCAGAAUCGCAUUGCUGGCGUGCUCAUGAAGGUUGUAACACGUGGCCUUCAGACGGACGAUCGUAACUGGUGCAUUACGGCACUAGAGGUGCUGAAUAAACUCUCACAAAACGAGGCGAACGAAGACGCGCUUCUUCGAUGUCUCGAGGCGAGCGUAUACGAGCGCGUGUGCUCUUUCCUAACGAUACACGACGUAAUGCUGCUGAUCUACACGUUGGAGUGUCUAUACUCGCUGUCUUCAUUAGGCGAGCGAGCUUGUAACUAUAUUGUGAAUAUUUAUGGAGCUGUGGAUACACUAGUAUCACUGGUAACAGUCGAAGGGAAGAGUUACGGACCAAAAGCGUGUAUCGGCAUGAAGCUGGUGGAAACCGUGACGGGGGUGCAGAAUGUGCAGCCACAGGCGGCGGGAAGUGCGGCUCCAUCUGUAACUACCCCGUCUGCUCCAACAGUGAGCGUCGCGGCGACGAUUGUUUCCCCGAGUGCGCCAGCUGCAGUUCCGGUUCAUAAUGCAAGCACAACUUUGACUCCUACAAAGUUGUCUGCGCCUUCAACCCCACAAAGACAGGUGUCGAUUGCACCACAAAGAUUGAUUAGUGCUUCACCUGCAGUUGCCACAACUCUGACGACGACAUCACAAGCAAGCACGCCUGUUCCUUUACAGCAAAAACUCGCCCAUCAACAGACGUUCCAGGAAAACGAACAGUUUGCUCUGACGUGGUUGAGGGCGACGUACGAACUAAGCGCGGCAGGGAAAGUUGAUCAUCAGGAAUUGUAUAAACAUUAUAUCAACUCGUGCGCGAAGAUUGGUCGUCGUGGAGUGAUUGCACCGCUUCAUUUUCCUCGAUGCGUGCGGUCCGUGUUUGGCGGGACGAUCGGUCCCAAUCCAGAGAAGCCGGUCAACAACGAGACACAGUACUAUGAGGGCAUAAAGGUGCGCGCACAAGCUCUGGUGAUAAAUGUUCAGUCGUCAACUACCCAAGUAACAAACCUCGCGGCGAUGUCGCCGACGACCGCUUCAAAGGUGGUCGUCGCGCGUCGCAAGCCCCCCUCCUCUUCGCUCCCCGACACCGAUGCGCUCCUCCCGCAGCCGACGGCUUCACCUGCGUCUAUCCUGAAAGCACAACUGAGUGCGCCUCCCAAACCACGCGAAUGCGCUGCGGUCUCGGCCAAAGCGGACAUCGCGAAGAGUCAGGUGAUGGCGCAUCCACAUCUGAGCCAAGCGCUUCUGGGCAGCGGCUGCGCGAAUUCGACCGCUUCGGGAGGAAGCGCUGCGUCGGCGGUUGGCGCUAAAGAAGGUCAGAGCAGCACCUCGCUCAUCAAGAGUUUGUUGGCGACUAAGGUAAACGAUUGCAUGACUGCACCAGUCGUGAGCAUGAGGACAGACUGCCAAUCCGUAGCUCAGGUGGCUGCAAGACAACAGCAGCAACGUUUGCUUGCUGCGCAACAAAAUCAACAGCAGCAACAGCAAUUGGAAGCGAAAACAAUGCUGAAAGUCGAUGGUAUGAAAAAUGUGCGCCUUAAUGGCGCGAGACAAUUGUUCCUCGACAGUGAUGUUGCUGAUCCGGUGGUGUCGUCCACCACACAGAGUUUAAACACGAAAACACGGCGAGAACCGCCGCAGCCUCCACCUCCACUUGCACCGUUGAGCAAUAAUAAGAGCAAGGUGAAAAUUGACAACGAGGAUAGCGACUCGACAGGCAAUAAUUCGGUGGCGUCUAGCAUAGGCGUCGGGAAUGUUGGUGUUGGUGGUGUGUCUUCAACGGAAGACGGCGACGGCGAUAAUUCGAAUAGUUUUGAAGGCCUACUUAAUGGCGCACCUACACUUACACUAGCAACGAUGAAUGAGGACACAAAUGAUAGCAAUUCCAAAGACUCCACCAAGAACUCUGUCAUCAAAAAGCCACUUAUGUUAGCGGAUCUGCUGGAGAAGAAGGUGGAUAAAGACCCGCCGAUUCUCAACGGCGUGAUGGGUAAAGAGCUACGCAUAGGGGACAAGGGCCUAGAACUGGUGGAGAAGAUGGAAAUGUUUGAUAAAGUUGUGUUACUUGAGAAUGCCAACGAGAAUCACGUGGAUAAAUUGCAAAUGCAGACUAAUGAGAAUCUUGUGAACAAUGUUGAUAAAGAUAUUAAAGGUGCGGAAGCAAGUAAUGCGAGGGGGGCAGAAGAGAAGACGGGUGUUAAACGAUCUGCGACUGAUAGCAUUGUGGAAUCAGACGCAAAACGCCCGCAUUUGGCGAAUAACGUGAACGGUAGUAUUGGUGUUGGCUCACCAGCACCAGACUCGGUUUCUUCAUCGAACGGGGACGAACCUGCGACUGCGUCGACAGCUGCAGCUAAGUUAUUUGCCGAUUUGGCGGCUGAUAUUCUCGAAGAUGAGGACGAAGAGGAUAUGGAGCAGCCAGUUGCAGAAACGCCACCACCACCAACCCCACCUGCGGUGGCUCAAACUGUACAGCAAACGCAAUCUGCUAGUGUUCAACAUACACCCGUGUUUGUUGAUAAUCAACAGAUGAUUGUGGCACAACCACGUCAAAUUAUCGUAUCACAAGCUUCAGGUGCUCAAGUGGUUCAGACGAAACCUUCGGGGCAAACUGUCAUUGUGCAAAACACAGCGCAGCAACGUACGCCCAUUGUACAGUCAGGAAUGGGUCCCAUUCUUCUGUCACAGGGCCUACAAGGACUUCAAGGUCUUCAAGGUUUGCAAGGUUUACAGGGACAAGUCCAACUGGUGCCCAGUGGUCAGCCAGGUCAAUAUGUUCUGCAGGCGGCUGGUGCGCAGGGUUUUGUUGUUGCGCAACAUCCCAAUUCGACCGGGCAACAUCAAGCUGUGCUUUUAGCACAAGCACCACAACAACAAACGUCAGGCACGAAAACUAUCAUUAUCUUGCAACCGAAUUCGGGUUCAGCGACGCAUCAUCAAAAGGUAGUGGUUACGCCGCAAGGGCAGCAGAUGGUUGUCACACAAGUGCAGAGACCAAUGGUGCAGCAAAGCUCGGUGAGCACAAUUGUCACUUCGCCGGCAGUGCGUACUACUGCAACCACAGCAAACGGUACGGCUUCGCCACAACCUGACGUAAAGAAAACCACAAUAAUUGAACCACGGAUUGAAGUUGAAAUUACGCCGAAAACUGUGUCAACGGGGACAGCUACCACCUCGUCGACAACUACAGUAAAGACGAAAGCGAAGAGUCCCAGAGAGUUGAAUGCGUUGUUUGUUUGCGAAUGGGGUGAUUGCCAAAUCGAGACGAAAUUCAAGUCGGCUAAUCAGGUGUAUAUGCACGUGUGUAAGGCGCACAUCCCGGAGACGACCGAUGAAUUGUUGUGUCAAUGGGAGCGAUGUGAUAACAUGAAGAGAAAGCGGUUCUCUUUGAUGACACAUAUCAAUGAUAAGCAUUGCAAUUUAGAGUCGAUGAAAGCAGCGCAAAUUAAGCGCAAGCACAUACAACAGACGGGUAAAGUAGACCCACCUCCACCACCACAGACGACGCAGCAUCCUGGCUACGCACCAGAUGCUGCAUUCCAUGCUAUCAAACGGCACGCGCUCGAAUUCGUAAACCCUAAGGAGUUGCAAAGGAGUGUCGCAAAGCAGGGCGCGCCUGCUUUGCCAAGAACAGGCGCCGCCUCCGAUCAGGACGAUAAUGAAGGACCAGUCACGAAAAGUAUUCGAUUGACCGCUUCUCUUAUAUUAAGAAAUCUCGUAAUCUACAGCAACAAUUGUAGAAGGUACUUAAAGCCGUACGAACCGCACUUAGCAAAUGUAGCCCUAAGCAACGUAGAGUCCUCCAGGACGAUAGCGCAAGUACUCUACGAUAUGAACGACGGCUCGAAUCGCAGGUGACGCGCGACUAAUAAACUUUGAGUGCAAAGCCACGUGAAGGAUUUAAAGAGACGUUCAGUGAGUGAUGACCUUCCUACCCCUCACCGGUCCAUCUGUUCUCAGAUUUCCCCCGAUUUCUCCCGAGUUGUGUAAAAUAAAACAUUUUAAACUAUACAUACAUAUUAAACAAUUGACUUGAAGAGACGUUGCGCAAGAUGAAAACAGAUAAAGUUGAAAGUGUACAAAACAUAAUGAUAGAAACAAAUACUAGGUAAACAAAGAAGCCUAAUUGUUAUUUUUAUAUUAUUUACAUUAGUGUAAAACGAAGCUUAUAAGAUAAAAGAGAAGAAAAGAAAACGAAACUAAUGCUGGUUUAAGUUACUUGAGAUGCAUGAAAUUUGAAGAAGCAAAACGUUCUUGUCUAAAUAAAUAUCAUGGAUUUUUAA
Dalotia coriaria is the source of this 5896-nucleotide messenger RNA. RefSeq names its product Brahma associated protein 170kD (gene Bap170). The record is from RefSeq and is a predicted model, not a curated record. Gene Ontology annotation, cellular component: SWI/SNF superfamily-type complex. The coding region runs from base 309 to 5471 and encodes 1720 amino acids. The transcript is spliced from 15 exons. Gene Ontology annotation, molecular function: DNA binding. Gene Ontology annotation, biological process: regulation of DNA-templated transcription. NCBI's taxonomy places the organism in Eukaryota, Metazoa, Arthropoda, Insecta, Coleoptera, Staphylinidae.